GCAGCCGCUCUGAGCACUUUCGCAUAUCAUUUCUAAUGGGACUGUAUUUACUGUCAACACUAAAGUAGUCAUAAGGAUAUUAUUAGUUAUGCAUUAUUAGUAGUACGUAAAGACAUGAGCACCAGAUACAGAUCCUCACCGCCGGACUGAUCAAUAAACCAACAUCCUCUUUCAUCAGGACCAGCUGUAGGCUAUACCUGGAGGGGGGAAACAGCAAAGAAGUGCAUUUAUAUUUAUAAACACGUGGAUUUUAUAUAUAGUUAGAUAACAUAGAUUGUGCUAUUAUAGAAAUGUUGGAUGCUUAAAUUCGCUGUCUAGUACCUGUUUUGGGUAGCGCAGUCGAGAAUCAGUGGACUUCAUUGAGUUGCCCGUCAACAGUCAAUCGCUGGAUCCGGACACAAUGGAUCUUACACCAGUCGCGCUCCUCGUGUCCCUCAUCUCCGUGUCUCUGUCUGCGGAUAACGCGGGCAGUAAAGCGCGGAGCUGCGCGGACGUACGCCAGUUCUACAGCGGGAAAGGGUUCACGUUAAACGGCGUCCCCCAGUCCGAGAUUUCAGGGGAACAUCUUCGCAUCUGCCCUCAGGGCUACACCUGCUGCACCAGUGCCAUGGAGGAGACGCUGUCGAACCUGAGCCGCCGGGAGUUUGAGGGUCUGGUCAGGGAGGCAGGACGAUCCAUACAGGCCUCGCUCAAUGCCCAGUACAGGACAUUCGACACAUACUUCCUGGAACUUCUAAAUGGCUCUGAACGGUGGCUGGAGGAGGCGUUCGUGGCAGCUAUGGGGGAUCUGUACCGGCCUAAUGCGGGAGUGUUUCGCGAACUCUAUGCCGACCUGCGGCGGUAUUACAGUGGCGCCGCCCUAAACCUCGAGGAGAUUUUGGACGAGUUCUGGAUGAGGCUCCUGGAGCGUCUGUUGAAGGCGUCUGACCCCGAGACCGCCUCCCUGCUCUCUGAUGACUUCCUCGAUUGUGCCUCCAAGCAGACGGAGACCUUGCGUCCUUUUGGAGAUGCUCCACGUGAAUUGAAGGCCAAGUUGGUGCGGGCGUUUGUCGCUGCUCGGGCAUUUGUCCAGGGCCUUAAUGUGGCGGGAGAGAUUGUACGAAAGGUGUCGCAGGUUCCUCUGAGCCCGGAGUGCAAUCGCGCCAUUAUGAAGCUGGUGUACUGCCCGCACUGUCGAGGCCUUAGUUCAAUCAAACCUUGCAUCAACUACUGCAAGAACGUCAUGAAGGGUUGCCUGGCCAAUCAAGCUGACCUGGACACUGAGUGGCAGAGCCUUAUAGAAACCAUGCUACAAGUGGCGUCCAGUUUUAGUGCCGAGCCCAGUAUGGAUACAGUGAUCUAUUCCAUUCCUGUGAAAAUCUCAGAGGCUGUUCUCACCAUGCAGGAGAAUAUGGAAAUCUAUACCAGCAAAAUUUUUAAAGCUUGUGGUGACCGUGGCGAGGAAGGCACACCGAGCUCAGUAUCUGAUGAGCCAAAAAAGAAAGCAAGCACAGUAACAGCCCUUGAAUACAAACCAAGCCCCAAAUCUGCAGCCAGACUGGAGGUACAGGUCACAGAUGUGUCUAGUAAACUGAAAGAAAUGCAGUUGUACUGGAUCCAGCUGCCCUCGGCUCUCUGCAGUGGUAAAACAGCAUCGUCUGCCAAUGGUGACAAAUGUUGGAAUGGCAUGGCCAAAGCUAGUUACCUUCCAGAAGUUAUGGGCGAUGGGCUGGCCAAUCAGAUUAACAACCCAGAGGUGGACAUUGACAUCACUAAGCCAGACAGGACUAUACGUCAACAGAUCAUGCUGCUGAAGAUCAUGUCUAAUCGUCUAAAAAACGCCCUCAAUGGCAACGAUGUGGAUUUUCAAGACACAAGUGAUGACUUCAGUGGCUCAGGAAGUGGUAUGUGUGCGGACCACCUGUGCAUCCGUGGUAGGCCACCAGUCUUUGGGCCGAAAACUGACAGGCCCAAACUGUACACCUAUGGCCCUGAAAACAAAAAGGUCAAAGGCCCCGGAAACCAGAUCCAGCCUUCUGUCAUCUUACUGGUUGUGUUACUUGCAAGUCUACUGCUGAGACGGUAAUGGAGACACAGUACCGCUAAAUCGAACUUUGGGAUCUGGGUCAGGAAAUUUGGACAGGGUGGAGACAGGACACGGAAUGUUAAAAAUAAAAAAAUUAUAAAAAAAAAGAGAAAUGGUGAGCUAUUAAAAUUGCCAAAAAAAAAAAAAGAAACCUUGUGAGUGAAUGGACAUUUUACUUCCUCUGGGAUAAAACAGAGACAUGAAAAUAGCUGUAAAUGAAAUUUUUGUUUUUGUGUGUGUGUGUUUUUGUUAUAUUUUGUAAAACACGUCAGAUUUUAAGCGGUGACUUGUUGCAUCAAUCGACAUCUUGCUUUUUCUACCUUUGAAUGUAAAAAGAUGAACUGGAGAGGAAGAAUUCAGAUUUUAAUUCACAAUACGAGGUUUUCAGCCACUAAGCAACUUACCCACAAUUCUUUGCUCAUAAAGUCACUCACCAACUACACUGUCACCUUGUGAUUCAUUUCACCAUACUUGAGUUAUGCAAGGUCAUUUUUGUACAAAUGUCCAUUUAGUCUCAAAUAUUUCACAGACAACCAUAAUUAGGUAUGGCUAAAGGAUCAAGGGGCUGUUCAAACCAAACAUGUUUUUCUGUCCAUCUGCGGUUUUUCAAUUGUUAAUCUAUGUAAACAUAUUCUAGACGGAUGUCUUUGACUGUUGUGCCGUAUCUUGCUUUUUUUUUCAGUCUCUCACGCAGGAAUACGUCAAGGUAAAAGAACUCCCAUUUUUAAAACAUGCCUCGAAAUACCUGCGUUAUAUUUGUUGCAUUGAGUCUAGUGUUUUUAGUGCAAGAAUAUCUAGCACAAGAACAUCUAGCAUUUUUCUAGUGUAAGAACUUCUAAAAAAUUAAGCGCAAGAACAUCUACAAAUUUUUACCACAAGAACGGCAAGCAUUUGUUAGCGCUAUAACCUCUAGCGUUUUUUAGCGCAAGAAUGGCUAACUAUUUUUUUAGCGCAAUAACGUCUACGGUUUUUAAGUGCAAAAAUUGCUAAAGAUCUUUUUAGCGCAAGAACAUCUAGCAUUUUUUAGCGCUAUAACGUCUAGCGUUUUUAAGCGCAAGAAUGGCUAACUAUUUUUUAGCGCAAUAAAGUCUAGGGUUUUUAAGUGCAAAAAUUGCUAAAGAUCUUUUUAGCGCAAGAACAUCUAGCAUUUUUUAGCGCUAUAACGUCUAGCGUUUUUAAGUGCAAAAAUGGCUAACAAUUUUUUUAUUCAGUAAAUUUUUUGAUUCAGUCUCUCACGCAGGAGUGCGUCAAGCUAAAAGAACUUCCAUUUUUUAAAACAUGCCUCGAAAUACCUGCAUUAUAUUUGUUGCAUUGUGUCUAGUGUUUUUUAGCGCAAGAACAUCUACCAUUUUUAAGCGCAAAAAUGGCUAAUGAUUUUUUUUAGCGCAAGUGUUUGGUCUCAAUGGCCCCCUAAGUCAGUUCUGUUUUACAUUACAAAAAUAUAUUAACUUUGGCAUGAACAUUAAUUGAAAUAUAGAAACACUGACUAUAUAAGAAAUGAUAGGACAAAAUAAAAUAAAAAAUGGUGGUUUCUUUAACUGUGAUUCAUAAUGAAAGGUUUAGAUGAAUUUACAUUUAGUGAAUUUACAUACAUAAUGUCUGCAACAAUUUCAUCCGAUAACAAGCUGCAUUAACGGAUGAAUCUCGCAAAACUCUCAAAAAUGUUCCAGGUCAUAUUUCACCGAAAAUCUAAAACAAAGAAAAUAAGAAAUUAUAUUUUGCAUAAAGAAAUAAUGUCACAAUGCAAAAAUCGUAAUGGUUCUCCAAAUAGGCUUCACACUAUACAGUUGGGUAAGUAACCCAAACAAGUAAUCCACUACAAAUUACUUUUCUAAAAUUGUAAUUGAUGGGGGAAGUAAUCAUGUCACUAUUUACUUUUAAGUUACUUUGUAAAACACGUUUCACAGAAGCUUUUGUUUUUCUGUGAACAAAUUCAAAUGUCAAUGUUCCAUUCACUUGCGUUUCAUUCUUAAAAUGACUCGCUGUCAUAGUUGUUUGUUAUCACGGAAACAAAAGUUUUCUGUUUUAAACGUAUUCUAUGUUAUUUUAGAAUUAUAUGCAUCCCAAGUAAUGUACUUAAAAGCAACUUAAUUGAAGUUAAUUUAAAGAAUUUGAAACACGUGACUUCUUUUGACUUCAAAAGUAAUUGGAUUACUGUAACUAAUUACUUUGUAAUCAGUUUACACCCAAAACUCCUAAAAUCACUAAAUAUGAGUAUUUUUUCCUAUUGAUUUUAGGGUAAAAUAUGACAUCGUAAGAGAACACAACCAUCUAGUUUGAGAUGCUCUUGUCUGAAAUUGUUAAUAUACAACAAUAAAUGAUAGAAAGACAGCUAGGUACAAAAUAUUUGCUUCACUCACCCUGAUGCAAACCAUUAACUUGGAUUUAAGAACUGUUGGCUCAGAGCAGCACAAACUUAUAUCUGGAAUGUAAAUUUUGGAAUUCAUUUUGUAUGAGCACCGAUGGCUUACUUAUGUGUUUAUAAGAAGCAUGUGUCAGCCUUGAAUGAAUUGAUUUGCCUUGAAUGGAAUUGUAUUAUUAGCCAAAGCUCAUGCGAAGCAGUCAUUUACAGAAUGUACCAUUUUAAAAUAUAAACACCAGUCACUUUCUUGAAAUAAUCUCAUAAGGUAUUACAACAAUUUUGAUUCCAGAGCAAUAUGACUCUUUGAAAUGACUUGGACAAAAAGUUAAUAUCAGCAUCUAGUCCCUAAUUGUUGCAUUUCAAGAUGUGAAACAAGAUUGAAAUAUCCUUUAUUCCUCUUUUGUCAUCUUCUGAAGUUGAAUUACCACAUGACUCUUUUUUUAAUGCACAACUGCUGUUGAAUACAUACGGACCUUGUUUUGUCAAAUAGGUACGAUAUGUGAAGCAAAAAUGUAAAAAGUUGUGGAAUGUACACAAAGUACCUGAGAUGUAGUGUACAGUCUCUGUCACAGGAAGGUUAGUUUUUGUACUCGGUUGUCAUUAAAAGCACAUUGUAUACUCUUAGUCGAACGUAUGACUCAUUGAAUGGCCGUUGAGAAAGUCUCAAAUUUAACCGUAAUGUGUUCCAUACAGUAUGUCAGUGACCGAUUGAGCACACGCUCAUUUGAGCAUAUUUGAGGAAUACUGAGAUGUGUGUAUUGGGAAAAUUAAUUUGUUAUAUUUUUAGCACUAGCAUUUUGAUUUGAGGUUUGGAUUUGUAAAUUUGGUCUGUUUUACGUAAAUAAACAUGCACAUGUUGUUCAAACAAAAUGGGCUUUGCCAAUCUAAAUCUUUUUGUAUAAUUUUGAUGUUUAUGACCAAUGCAUUGCAAUUUCUGUACGCAGUAUUUUUGUCGUUUUUCAGUAAAAUCUCUCUAAGC
Xyrauchen texanus (razorback sucker) is the source of this 5406-nucleotide messenger RNA. Its product is annotated as glypican-1. Gene Ontology annotation, cellular component: synapse; extracellular region; plasma membrane. Gene Ontology annotation, biological process: regulation of protein localization to membrane; cell migration; negative regulation of fibroblast growth factor receptor signaling pathway. The coding region runs from base 401 to 2065 and encodes 554 amino acids. Lineage: Eukaryota; Metazoa; Chordata; Actinopteri; Cypriniformes; Catostomidae. The record is from RefSeq and is a predicted model, not a curated record. Gene Ontology annotation, molecular function: fibroblast growth factor binding. The transcript has 9 exons.